Messenger RNA from Magnusiomyces paraingens, 1077 nucleotides. RefSeq lists its product as uncharacterized. NCBI's taxonomy places the organism in Eukaryota, Fungi, Ascomycota, Dipodascomycetes, Dipodascales, Dipodascaceae. The record is from RefSeq and is a predicted model, not a curated record. The coding region runs from base 1 to 1077 and encodes 358 amino acids. The transcript has a single exon.
AUGUCUCAGAGUAAAAACGGGGAUGAAGAUUUUACUUCGGUGAAGAGAUUGAAUAUUAAGAAUGCAGAUUGGGAAAAGUUUGACAAGGAGCUUUCUUCUACCAUUAAAGAUUUUAAUGUGCAUAACAAAACUCUAAAAUCAACUGACCAAAUUGAUGACCAAGCUAAAGUUCUUGAGGAGAUUGUAAAAAGAGCAAUGGCAAAGUCGAUGAAGAAAGUUAAGGUGAUGAAAAAGUCCAAACGCUAUUGGAAUCAAGAAUUAAGGGAGAAGUUAGAAAAAGCGCUAGAAGCUAAAAGGGAAGCCCGUCAAAGGCAACCUUCUUUGGCUUUGAAACGACAAAAAAUUGAAGAGGCGAAAAAAGCUAGAAAAAUUUUUGACCACAGUUUGCGUGAAGCAAGUACUGAGCAAUGGAAUAAAUAUUUGUCUAGUUUAGAAGGAAAUGACAUUUGGAAGAUUUUGAAGUACAUUAAUCCAAAAAGCAAUGAUACCAUUAUACCACAAAUUAGAAAAGAAGAUGGAACUCUCACUACUACUGUUGACGAAAAAAGACAUGAAAUAUGGAAGGCACUUCUACCUGAAAUUGACCAUGGUCUUGAUAGAGAGUUUGAAAUUGAUGACGAUUCUCGAUGGCCAAAAUUAGAGUUUGAUGAAGUUGACUCUGCAUUGGCUGAUACCCCAAAUGAUAAAGCUCCAGGAGACGAUGGAAUUACUGGCAAAGUUUUAAAGAUGGCAUGGCUAAAUAAAGACUUUAAGGAAAGGUUUUUCAAGCUUCUCCAAGCUUGUGUAAAGUUUGGAUACCACCCAAAAGUCUGGAGACAUGGCAUUAUUGUUGUUAUACCUAAACCUAAGAAACCUGACUAUUCAAAGCCAAGAGCAUACCGACCAAUUUCCUUACUUAAGAUUCCAUCUAAAGUACUGGAAAAAAUUAUACAAAAAAGAAUGACCAAGCUUACAACACACUUACUUCCACCAGAGCAAUAUGGGGGAAGACAAGGUUAUUGUGCUACUGAUGCUGUUUUGGAACUUAUCCAAAGAAUUGAAACUAUAGUAAAAAAAAAUUUCAGCUAUGCUCAUUGA